CAUGCUCGCCGGACUGGCGAAGGACCGGGGCGCCAUGAUUGGUUGGCGCUGGGGCGGCGGGCGGCGGAAGGGCCUGGCGAGUCUGGGUUUUAAGCCUGUGCUGGACUUUCUCCUUCCAUGUUUCCAGGCCUUGGGGGACUGCAGAGGGAGGGGAAUCGGCGCAGUGGAAACCUGGAUUUGGUUCUAAGAACCGCGGGGUUGAGAAGGGGUGACCGGAAGUGAUUUUAGGACUGACCGGAAGCGAGGCCUGGAGGGGAAAGAGCGAGCAGGUCCCGGGAGGGAGGGGGCUUCCAGCAGAAGGGGCGGGGGGAAAGGUUUGCAAAAGCGGCGUGGGAGCGCCGGUCUGGCUUUCUGGCGCUGCCGCUGCCCAGUUUGGGAAGCAGCGAGCGACCACCACGAGCUCAAGGGAGUGGGAGUGUGGGAGUCCAGAGCUGCCCCUGGGAAGUCUGGAACAGUUGAGCAGAGGGGGCCUCACCUUCCUGAGAGCUGGGCGGGAGAAGGAUUUUGGAAGUCGGGGCAGCCAAGAGCGAGGAGCCUGGGGCACCGGAGAUUAGUUGUGCGAGCAGUGCUGGACGGGCUUGGGGGUGGCUUGGUGGGCACUGGGGUGGGAGAUCUCGGUUUGGAGUUUUCUGCUGUCUUACCCCUGUUGGGUAGAAUCACGUUCCGCGCCUUUGUACAAGAAACGGUGGUGUCUCCCGAGGCAAGGACGGAGCCAGGAUGGCUUGGGCUCUGAAGCUGCCUCUGGCCGAUGAAGUGAUUGAAUCCGGGUUGGUGCAGGACUUUGAUGCUAGCCUCUCGGGGAUCGGCCAGGAACUGGGUGCUGGUGCCUAUAGCAUGAGGUUUGACCAGAGGGAACCCCUUCAAAAUGGCUUGCACGCAGAGAAGCCUUUUAAAAUUAAGGCCUUGUUGAUGCCUAUUGUCCAGAGUGAUGUCCUCGCGUUACCCAUUUUUAAGCAAGAAGAGUCAAGUUUACCUCCAGAUAAUGAGAAUAAAAUCCUGCCUUUUCAAUAUGUGCUUUGUGCUGCCACCUCUCCUGCAGUGAAGCUCCAUGAUGAAACCCUGACAUACCUCAAUCAAGGACAGUCUUAUGAAAUUCGAAUGCUAGACAAUAGGAAACUUGGAGAACUUCCAGAAAUUAAUGGCAAAUUGGUGAAGAGUAUAUUCCGUGUCGUAUUCCAUGACAGAAGGCUACAGUACACCGAACAUCAGCAGCUGGAGGGCUGGAGGUGGAACCGACCUGGAGACAGAAUUCUUGACAUAGAUAUCCCAAUGUCAGUGGGCAUAAUCGAUCCUAGGGCUAAUCCAACCCAACUGAAUACAGUGGAGUUCCUGUGGGACCCCGCAAAGAGGACAUCUGUGUUUAUUCAGGUGCACUGUAUUAGCACAGAGUUCACUAUGAGAAAGCAUGGUGGAGAAAAGGGGGUGCCCUUCCGAGUACAAAUUGAUACCUUCAAGGAGAAUGAAAACGGGGAGUAUACCGAGCACUUGCACUCAGCCAGCUGCCAGAUCAAAGUGUUCAAGCCCAAAGGUGCAGACAGAAAGCAAAAAACAGAUAGGGAGAAAAUGGAGAAACGAACACCUCAUGAAAAAGAGAAGUAUCAACCUUCCUAUGAGACAACCAUACUCACAGAGUGUUCUCCAUGGCCCGAGAUCACAUAUGUCAAUAACUCCCCAUCACCUGGCUUCAACAGUUCCCACAGCAGUUUUUCUCUUGGGGAAGGAAAUGGUUCACCAAACCACCAGCCAGAACCACCCCCUCCAGUCACAGAUAACCUCUUGCCAACAACCACACCUCAGGAAGCACAGCAGUGGUUGCAUCGAAACCGUUUUUCUACGUUCACAAGGCUUUUCACAAACUUCUCAGGGGCAGAUUUAUUGAAAUUAACUAGAGAUGAUGUGAUCCAAAUCUGUGGCCCUGCAGAUGGAAUCAGACUUUUUAAUGCAUUAAAAGGCCGGAUGGUGCGUCCAAGGUUAACCAUUUAUGUCUGUCAGGAAUCAUUGCAGUUGAGGGAGCAGCAGCAACAGCAACAGAAGCAUGAGGACGGAGACUCAAAUGGUACUUUUUUCGUGUACCAUGCUAUCUAUCUAGAAGAACUGACAGCUGUUGAAUUGACAGAAAAAAUUGCUCAGCUUUUCAGCAUUUCCCCUUGCCAGAUCAGCCAGAUUUACAAGCAGGGGCCAACAGGAAUUCAUGUGCUCAUCAGUGAUGAGAUGAUACAGAACUUUCAGGAAGAAGCUUGUUUUAUUCUGGACACAAUGAAAGCAGAAACCAAUGAUAGCUAUCAUAUCAUACUGAAGUAGGAGUGGGCAUUCCGUGCUCAGUGGCUGCUGCUUUCUUCACCUCUAGAAAACGGCCCUCUCGAAGAGGGGUAUGAAUGGAGAUCUGAAGGUCUGCAGGAACCUGACCCCUCUGACUGUGUGUGGGGGAGUCCAGGCCAUGGAGGCAGAAUCGCGGCCCUCUGUGUUGGCCCAGGCUCUGUGACACACAGAUUGCUGCCCAACAUGCCAUUUGCAGCUAUUUCUUAGUUAAGAUUUCUGGACCCUCUUGUUGUUGAAUAUCAGUAGAAACUACAUCAUUUAGGGUGUGUGUAGGGCAUAAUGAUGAUGGGAAUUGUGUGAUGUUUAACAGCAAACUGUUGACUUUUGUGAUAUGAAGCCAUGUAAUUUUUUUCUAAUAUAAAAAUGAAUAUCCAUAUUCAUAAGACUAGGUCCUCAAUCUCUUUGUAUUGGCCUUAAACAUCCCAGCAUCUCUGCUUUAUGCCACAGUUGGUCCCCAGACAUUUUAUCAGUGAGGAGAAAUACAGAGAUAGGAUUUUUCUUUUGUUUCCCCUGUAACACUUCAACUAAUAGUAAUUUUAGCUCACAUUUAUUGAGCCAGGCUGUGUGAUAAUUUUUUUGAAUGAUGAUCUUGUUUAAUCCUCUUAAUAACCCUGUAUGAAGCAGGUGCUGUAGUGGUCCCUACCUGAAGGUGAGGGAGUGGAGACACGUGGUGGCUAAGCAGCUGGCUGGGUCCCAGGCAGCCAGCAGGUAGCGAUGCUGAAAUCCAGACCCAGGCAAUGUGGCUCUUACUCUUCUCCAUGCCGUACCACCAACGCCACCCUUCGUAGCCUGUACUUACCGUUCCCUUCUGGUGAAUAGGGCACCACACUGCGUAUGAACUGAGGAAUUAACCACUGAGAGAAACCACCACACCUAUGUAAUGAUGAACAAAUCAAGACCUAAAAAAUGGAAACACAUGCUGUUUCAGUGUCAUCAGUUAUCAGAGUCACAGAAUUUGAGCUGGUGAAAACUUGGGAUUCUCUGCAACUCCCCAAAGUCACUGUUCUUGAAUGGCAUUCUCAAACUUUAUUAAUGAGUGUGCUUAAUCCUUGCUUUCAGUUUCCCUCUCUGCAGCUUCUCUUGGUAUAGGAAAUUCUCUUACUCAUGCAGUGUUUUUUUAUAUAAGCUUUACAAGAAAUGCAUUCCCAUCCCAUUUACACUCUUACGGUAUGUUUUUGUUCUUCCUUAAGAAUGAUCAUGUGCAUGUGUGUAUGUAUGUGUAGCAUCAUGAGUUUUCUUUCUUCACUUGUAAAGUCUUAUCUACCUUCACAGAUUAUGUUGAGGUCAACAAAGAUAAUGUUCAAAGAUUCUGUUUUGGAUUUGGAUUUGUGUGUGUGUAUGUGUGUGUGUGUUUAAAGGAUUUGAUACAGUUUAAGUGUUUUUUAUACAGAGAUUUUUGUUCAUUAAAAUCAACCUGCAUCAUGGUCUAAUUUCUCUUGGUUUGAAACAAAUUAAAGACUUUCAAAUUGGAAAA
Carlito syrichta (Philippine tarsier) is the source of this 3793-nucleotide messenger RNA. It is a transcript of the gene TFCP2, whose product is annotated as transcription factor CP2. Gene Ontology annotation, molecular function: RNA polymerase II cis-regulatory region sequence-specific DNA binding; DNA-binding transcription activator activity, RNA polymerase II-specific. Gene Ontology annotation, biological process: positive regulation of transcription by RNA polymerase II. Gene Ontology annotation, cellular component: nucleus. Bases 718 to 2301 code for a protein of 527 amino acids. Lineage: Eukaryota; Metazoa; Chordata; Mammalia; Primates; Tarsiidae. The record is from RefSeq and is a predicted model, not a curated record. The transcript has 16 exons.